Messenger RNA from Melanotaenia boesemani (Boeseman's rainbowfish), 3005 nucleotides. RefSeq names its product 5-hydroxytryptamine (serotonin) receptor 2B, G protein-coupled (gene htr2b). NCBI's taxonomy places the organism in Eukaryota, Metazoa, Chordata, Actinopteri, Atheriniformes, Melanotaeniidae. The transcript has 4 exons. Gene Ontology annotation, molecular function: neurotransmitter receptor activity; G protein-coupled serotonin receptor activity. Gene Ontology annotation, cellular component: dendrite; plasma membrane. Bases 803 to 2218 code for a protein of 471 amino acids. The record is from RefSeq and is a predicted model, not a curated record. Gene Ontology annotation, biological process: G protein-coupled receptor signaling pathway, coupled to cyclic nucleotide second messenger; chemical synaptic transmission; regulation of behavior.
GAGACAGGAGAGAGUGCGAACUGAUCCCAGGCUGUGAACAAGAGGCAGCGAGCAGGAAUGGGAUAGAGGCAGAGGGGCCACAACAUAUGAAAGUUUUGACUGCGAUUGCGGUAGGUGAUGCAAAGCAAGAGUAGGGUUUUUUUCCAGCAUGUAGAAGCAAAUCAGAGUCCACAUCAUGGAUUGCUUCAGUCUAAGAGAAAUUUACAUUUAGUUGCUAUGCGAGGCCAUUCUGUUAAAUUCUUACACAGGAAGCGUCAGAGUAUAAAAACGAGAUUGAAGACGUGGAAGAAGAUACCAUCCACUUGGAGCACAAACACUGAAAUGUAUUGGGCGUUAAGUUGCACCGUUUUCCCAAACAAGAUCUGAGAGUUACGACAAACAGCGUCAAAAGACACUUAAGACCUGACCUGCAAAAGAAGCUCAGCAGAUAUUACUUUGGAAAAAAGACACUAUUCUCAUUUGAGGUGGAUGACAGCUACGCGGGAAAGUGAAGAUCCCUGUGUACAUGUUACUGUGGACAAACCAUUCGUGGUGGGAUUAUUUCAGCAUUGGAAUUUACUGCACCGGACCUAUGUUUUUUUUUUUUUUUUUCUUUCUAAACCAGUGAAUAUUUGACUGAGUGUGAGCUUUUCACUUUGAUUUGUGUACUGCACAAGGGAUGACGCAUUUUAUGCACCAACCUUGAGCACUAUAACCUGAACCUUUGCCUGUGGGACCCAGCGACAAUGCUGACCGAGUGUCUAACACCAGAAAGAUCAGAGCCCCGACCCACGCUCAGGCCCGCUGUAAUUUCAGCAGCAACAUGUCUCAGCCAGUCGUGGCACAACUCGAUGAUAACAGCUCACAAACAGGCGAACUGCCUGAGAUUCAGCUGAGAUGGGCUGCCCUGCUCAUCGUCAUGGUCAUCAUCCCCACUAUAGGAGGAAACAUCCUUGUUAUUCUUGCUGUGUCGCUUGAAAGAAAACUGCAAAAUGCCACCAACUACUUUCUGAUGUCACUUGCUGUGGCAGAUCUGCUGGUGGGACUCUUGGUGAUGCCAAUUGCGCUUGUCACCGUUCUCUACAACUCUGGAUGGCCUCUUCCGGAGUUCCUUUGUCCCAUUUGGCUCUUCCUGGAUGUGCUUUUUUCAACUGCAUCCAUCAUGCACCUAUGUGCCAUCUCACUGGAUCGCUACAUUGCCAUCAAGAAGCCAAUCCAGCAUAGCCAGUACAAAUCCAGAGCCAAAGCAAAGGUCAAGAUUGCACUGGUGUGGCUCAUAUCCAUUUGUAUUGCAAUCCCAAUUCCAAUAAUGGGGCUUGAGAACUACCAUAUUCCCAACAACAUCACCUUCAACAACAACCACACAUGCCUGCUAAAACCAGACACCUUCCGGGAGUUUAUCAUAUUUGGCUCCUUGACAGCAUUCUUCAUCCCUUUGACCAUCAUGAUGGUCAUCUAUCUACUUACUGUGCAGGUGUUGCGCAAAAAGGUUUAUUUGCUCAGGUCAAAGGUGACUCAACGCUUUAGCUCCCCAACAAUCCCCACAGUGUUUCAAAGGGAACAGACUGGACCUCAAGUAGAGCAACUGAACAUGCUGGAUAUCAGACUUCCCAGGAAGCAAGACAAACCAAAUGUGGGACCAGUAAACUUGCCUACAGAAGAUGAGAUUUCUUUUCGCAGAAUGUCAACGAUGGGCAAGAAGUCAAUGCAGACUCUGAGCAACGAGCAGCGUGCCUCAAAGGUGCUGGGCAUAGUCUUCCUACUCUUUGUGGUCAUGUGGUGCCCUUUUUUCAUAACAAAUAUCACUUCAGCAUUGUGCAAAACUUGUGAUAUCAACAUAAUUUCCCGCCUGAUGGAGAUCUUUGUAUGGGUAGGUUAUGUUUCAUCAGGUAUUAAUCCACUGGUGUACACCCUUUUUAACAAAACUUUCAGGGAAGCGUUCACACGUUACAUCACCUGCAAUUACAAAAGCUUUACAAGCCAAGGACCAGGACGACUUCCAGGGGCAACUACUACAGACUGGACGCUUACAAGCAUUUCAUUUAAAUCUUCCAUGGCGGAGAACUCCAAGUUGUUCAUGAAACAGGGAAUGAAGAAUGGCAUUGGAGCAGUGAGCUACCAAAGUCCACUGAGAUGCCGUCAAGGACUUGUACAGUCCUCCGGUGGUGUAGUGUUGAACACAAUACCUCUGACUGAAAAUGAAGAUUUUAAACAGGAAGAACAUGUAAGCUGUGUAUAGAUAUACCAGAAAAAUAACCCAGUUGAAUGGCGCUCUUAAAGUGGAUCAGAUUAAUGGUGCAAAUUCAAUUUUAUGACCAAGGCUUGACACACACACACACGCAAAACAAAAAAAAACAUACUAAAAAUGCAGAACUUGGAGAUUUCCCUUUUCUUCUGCUGCAUUUAAGGUCAGCACAAAUACAAAACUAAACCUACUGUUUUAUGCUGUAAAUGUUAAUUUGUUUCAGAAAUAUAGUGGCUAAGGGCAUUUAAAACAGGAAAUAUUAAUGUUUAGUUUGAGAAUGACAACGUGCACAAAAGAAAGAGUUGUUUUCAGACGUCUGGUGGGGACUUUUAGAUAAUCUGUACCAGGUCUAUUUAGAAAUGAAGACAGUAGAAUAUCCUAUAUGACAGGUUAUUAUUCCACAAAAUACAGGCCAUGGGCAUGACAACCUGGAAAACUUCUGAGUGCUGUAUAUAAUAUAUUCCUCCGCUGAUCUUUUUUAACUUGGACUGUUGAAAUAUGCUGUAAACCAUCUCAGAACACAUGCUUACAUUUUGUUAAGACAAUGCUACUCUAUCUUUCAAACUUUUUUCUACAAAAGAAAUUCAUUUCACUCUUGAAAUUAUCCUUAUUUCAGCUGCUGAACCUUUGGAAAGCAUUCAUAUGUGUAUCGCAUUCUGCUUUGACAUGUUAGAAAGAAAAAAGAUUGUACAUACAAAAAACAAGUACAGAUUAAAUGGAACUGAAAUGUACUUAAUAAAAUAUUUUAUGUGUUGCAGACCUGAGAUGACUGCUACUAUUA